Messenger RNA from Protopolystoma xenopodis, 339 nucleotides. The record is from the annotation of a GenBank genome assembly. Lineage: Eukaryota; Metazoa; Platyhelminthes; Monogenea; Polystomatidea; Polystomatidae.
AUAUUCUUGACGCUCAACCCGUUAAAUGGCAAAGUCAGUGGGGCCUCAGCUCGCGAGCACAUGGUCAAGUCGCGGUUGCCCAACAACGUGCUCCGCAAGAUUUGGAUGCUGGGCGACGUCGAUCAGGACGGCUAUCUUGAUGAAGAUGAAUUCGCACUUGUAUGCUAUCUAAUGCGCGUAAAAUUGGAGGGCGAUGAAUUGCCUACUGUUCUACCAGAGCACCUCAUCCCACCCUCCAAGCGAGUUGGUCGAGUUGAUAGUAACACAAUCGCUACUCCUGGUGGCGGAGUUCAACAAGCGUAUGCUGGCGUCUCUAUUUCAGAAAUGUCUGUCCAGUGA